AUGUCGGAUUUGCAUGACUUAUGUCGCUUUCCAAGUAGACCUAUUGGAAAAAUAUAUCUUGAGAAUUUAAAGUAUUAUUUAAAAAAUGGAAUCCCAGCUACCUAUACUAUAGAAGAAGCAUAUAAGUUUAACAAUAAUAUUGAAGAAGAACCAACCACCACAACAACUCCGUUACACUUACUUUGCACUAAUGUUCCUGAUGAUUUGAAUGGAGAUGAAAUCAAGAUUGUAAAUGAAAUGGUGGAUGUCUUAUUCGAGUAUGGUGCCGGGUGGUGCCUUACAGACAUUGACGAAAAGACCCCAGGGUGCAUUCUUGUUUCCAGGGGAAUGAAGAAUCUGGUCAUAUAUCAAAAAAUAGUGGAGGCAGGUGUAAGAGCUGAGUUGCUUUUAAGAAAAGUCGAAGAGCUUAAUGUCGAGUUUAUUGAACCACAGGAGGAAACAGGAGAAGGUAUGAAGGCAGUGGACAACUCAAUUAAUAUCUCUAAUGAAUCAGCAGAUGAGGGCCAAGGAAGCCCGACAACUGAUCCCGCAUGUAAUCAAGAGGCAUAUCUCAAUACGAAAUUAGAAUAUAAAGACAACGCAUUAGUUACCAAAGAUGGACAAGAUGGUGUAAUGAUGUCGUGGGAAUCUACUUUAAUGGAGUUAGGAUGCAACUCCUUAUUCGAAAGCGUUAAUUCACAAGACAAAGAUGAAGAGGUUAAUAUUUUGAACAUAGGUUUUGGCAUGGGAAUUAUUGAUACCAUGAUUAAUUCUCGUGAUCCAACGAAACAAUACAUUUGUGAAGCGCACCCCGACGUGCUUAAAAAGUUGAGAUCUGAUGGGUGGUACGAAAAGCCAAAUGUUGUCAUAUUGGAGGGUAGAUGGCAAGAUCAGCUCGAUUUUUUACUUUCAGAGGGUACAACUUUUUUCGACGGUAUUUAUUAUGAUACCUUUUCAGAACAUUAUGAGGAUAUGCUACAAUUGUUUGACUACAUAGUUGGUCUUCUAAAGCCAAAUGGGGUCUUUACGUUCUUUAAUGGGCUUGGCGCUGACAGAGAGGUUGUUUAUGACGUCUAUAGGAAUUUGGUUGAGAUGGAUUUAGCUAAUUACGGCUUAAAAUGCUCUUUUCAAAGCAUUGAAGUUGCUCCUAAAGCUUUACAGGCUAACACAUCCACGGAUGAUCAAUCACAGAGCAUAUGGGAUGAUGUGAAGAGACCAUACUGGUCUUGUCCGGUGUACUAUCAUCCUGUAGCUCGGUUUAUAGAUAUUUAA
Molecule: messenger RNA, 1251 nt
Organism: Priceomyces carsonii
Lineage: Eukaryota; Fungi; Ascomycota; Pichiomycetes; Serinales; Debaryomycetaceae
Gene: RMT2
Product: protein-arginine N5-methyltransferase
Exons: 1
Coding region: 1-1251 (416 amino acids)
Biological process (GO): peptidyl-arginine methylation
Cellular component (GO): nucleus; cytoplasm
Molecular function (GO): protein arginine N5-methyltransferase activity
Source: RefSeq, a predicted model, not a curated record